This is a messenger RNA of Nyctereutes procyonoides (raccoon dog), 1327 nucleotides long. It is a transcript of the gene TSPAN31, whose product is annotated as tetraspanin 31. The transcript is spliced from 6 exons. Gene Ontology annotation, cellular component: membrane. NCBI's taxonomy places the organism in Eukaryota, Metazoa, Chordata, Mammalia, Carnivora, Canidae. The coding region runs from base 474 to 872 and encodes 132 amino acids. The record is from RefSeq and is a predicted model, not a curated record.
GGGGCCCAAGACGACAGUCCCCAGGACCCUCCCCCCGAGUCCUUGGGGCCGGCCGGGUCCCCAGAGCUGGGGAGAUGGUUUGCGGUGGCUUCGCCUGCUCCAAGAAUGCGCUGUGCGCUCUCAACGUGGUCUACAUGGCUCUACUAUCCUGCUGCCCCCCAUCGCAGCCACGCCGACCGGUGGGCGCAUACACCUCCUCCCCGUAGUUCACACACACCCCGAUCUCGAGAACCCCCGUGUGACUCUCGGCCGCGCUGCGCGCUGGGGCUCUCUGGGGAUGUAACCCGCUCUGCUUCCUGCAGCUGGUGGGCUUGUUGCUCAUUGGAGUGGCUGCGUGGGGGAAGGGCCUGGGCCUGGUGUCCAGCAUCCACAUCAUCGGAGGAGUCAUCGCCGUGGGGGUCUUCCUUCUUCUCAUCGCCGUGGCUGGACUGGUGGGUGCUGUCAACCACCACCAAGUCCUGCUCUUCUUUUACAUGAUCAUCCUUGGUUUGGUCUUCAUCUUCCAGUUUGGAAUCUCUUGUUCAUGUCUGGCUAUUAACCGAAGCAAACAGACAGAUGUCAUCAAUGCUUCUUGGUGGGUCAUGAGCAACAACACCAGGGAUGAACUGGAAAGAAGUUUUGAUUGUUGUGGCUUGUUCAACCUUACAACCCUGUAUCAACAGGAUUAUGCUUUCUGCACUGCAAUCUGCAAGAGCCGGAGCUCCACAUGCCAGAUGUGUGGAGAAAAGUUCCUCAAGCAUUCAGAUGAAGCACUGAAAAUCCUGGGGGGUGUUGGACUCUUCUUUAGCUUUACAGAGAUUCUUGGUGUUUGGUUAGCAAUGAGAUUUCGGAAUCAGAAGGAUCCUCGAGCUAACCCCAGUGCCUUUCUAUGAGACUCUGGACCCUUCUGACUUUUGCUCUCUGUUCUCCCUAAGCUUUUCUUCCUCCCUUAGGGAAAACCUAGGGUCUGUAGCCCUUUUUGUUUGAGAAAAAGGAAAGGCCCUUUGCCACACAUCCCAAAAUGACUGAACAGCCAGGCUGUGUGCCUUGACAUGUUUAGUGGGAACAAGAUCGUAAGGAAUAAAGAACUUCCUCCCUCUCUCCCUAAGUGGAUAUGGGAAGCUCCUGGGAGCGCAUGAAGUGGGAUGGGGUUGGAGUCCUUCCUGGCUCUGUUUCGCUUCCACAUGCUAGACCAACUCGAUACAUUGUGGCCUGGCUCCAAGGGUAAAUCAGGGACAGAAUCAGGGAAAAAACCACCAAGAACUCUUUCUUACAAUAAGCAAGACCCAGUUUGGGGAAGUUCAGUGAAUAUAAAAAUAAAAGCCAUUUAAGCUCCGUAUUCAAAGAA